AGUAUCUCAUUCUUCUUCCCCAAAUUCUGUACUCUAUACUGUGGUUUUUCCCUCUUAAACCCUAGCACAUUGGGGUUCGAUUCGAAACCACAACAAAGUUUCUGUGAACUCAGCGAGACCAAUACCUUCCACCUUUCGUUCCAAUUCGCACCGCCUUUUGCGGGAACCAUUUGUGUUAAAUGGCCAAUAAUUCUCAGCCCUCGAGUAUGCAGUUUCGGCCGGUCAUUCAAGCUCAGCAAGGGCAACCAUUUGGACAUGCAGGACAUGCUAUUCCACCACAUAUGGGAAUGCCUGUUCAAGGUCAGCAAUUGCAGUAUUCUCAACCAAUGCAGCAGUUGACUCCAAGACCAAUGCAGCCUGGUCAUCCUGCUCCUUCAUCUCAAGCUAUACCUAUGCCAUAUAUUCAGACAAACAGGCCACUGACAUCCAUUCCACCACAUUCGCAGCAGACUGGUCCCCCCUUAAGCAAUCACAUGCCUGGCAUGGCUGUUUCAGGAGCAGCUCCUCAUUCUUCAUAUACUUUCACACCAUCUUAUGGUCAGCAGCAAGAUAAUGCAAAUGCAUUGGCUCAAUACCAGCAUCCACCUCAAAUGCAUGCUCCUCCUGCUGGACAACCUUGGCCAUCCUCUGCAUCUCAGAGUGUUGCAGCUGUUACAUCUGUGCAGCCAGCUGGGGUACAAUCAUCUGCUACUACAUCAACUGAUGCAGUAACUAAUGCUACUAACCAGCAGUCAUUAUCUGAUUGGCAAGAACACACUUCUGCUGAUGGGAGAAGGUAUUACUACAACAAGAGGACGAGGCAAUCAAGUUGGGAUAAACCUUUGGAAUUGAUGUCACCCAUUGAGAGAGCUGAUGCAUCAACUGUUUGGAAAGAAUUCACUUCUUCAGAAGGAAGAAAGUAUUAUUACAACAAGGUUACUCAGCAAUCAACGUGGUCAAUACCAGAGGAGCUUAAGAUGGCUCGUGAGCAGGCACAGAAAGCGAACCAGGGAAUGCAGUCAGAAACAACUGAUACAUCCAAUGCUGUUGUCUCCUCCACUGCGACAUCAACAGCAGCUAAUGCAGCUAGCUCAAUCACUUCUUUGACAUCAAAUGGGCUUGAAUCUAGCCCAUCUUCUGUCACACCAAUUGCAGCAACCGAUUCUCAACAGUUGGUUUCUGGGUUAUCUGGGACAUCUGUUUCUCACUCUGUAGUUACCUCAAACACUACAGGAGCUGAACCAAGCACUGUGGCAACUACGAGUGCUGCACCUACAAUAGUUGCAGGAAGCUCUGGACUGGCUGAGAAUUCACCUCAACAAUCCAAAAUGCCACCCAUUGUUGAAAAUCAAGCAUCUCAAGAUUUUGCUUCUGUAAAUGGAUCUUCUCUUCAAGAUAUUGAGGAAGCCAAAAGAGGAUUGCCUUUGGUUGGAAAAAACAAUGUGAUUCCAACGGAGGAGAAAACCAAUGAAGAUGAAACCUUGGUAUAUGCAAAUAAGCUGGAAGCAAAAAAUGCAUUUAAAGCGCUUUUGGAAUCUGUGAAUGUUCAGUCUGAUUGGACAUGGGAACAGGCAAUGAGAGAAAUCAUCAAUGACAAAAGAUAUAAUGCCCUAAAAACACUUGGUGAGCGAAAACAGGCUUUUAAUGAGUAUUUGGGCCAAAGGAAGAAGCUGGAGGCUGAAGAGAGGCGCAUGAAGCAGAAAAAAGCCCGUGAAGAAUUCACAAAGAUGUUGGAAGAGUGCAAGGAACUUACAUCAUCCAUGAGAUGGAGCAAAGCUAUUAGUAUGUUUGAGAAUGAUGAACGAUUCAAUGCUGUCGAAAGACCAAGAGACCGAGAAGAUUUAUUUGAAAGCUAUAUGGUGGAACUUGAGAGGAAGGAAAAAGAAAAUGCUGCAGAGGAGCACCGUCGAAAUAUAGCAGAAUAUAGAAAAUUUCUGGAGUCCUGUGAUUAUGUGAAGGUGAAUAGUCAUUGGCGAAAAAUCCAAGAUCGGCUAGAGGAUGACGAUAGAUACUUGCGACUUGAAAAAAUUGACCGCUUGCUAGUCUUCCAGGACUAUAUUCGGGACUUGGAGAAAGAAGAAGAGGAACAAAAAAGAAUACAGAAGGAUCGAAUCCGCCGGGGUGAAAGGAAAAACCGUGAUGCAUUUCGCAAGUUGCUUGAAGAACAUGUUGCUGCUGGAAAUCUGACUGCUAAAACUCAAUGGAGAGAAUAUUGCUUGAAGGUCAGGGAUUUACCUCAAUAUCAAGCUGUUGCGUCAAAUACAUCUGGUUCCACACCAAAGGAUUUAUUUGAGGAUGUUGCUGAGGAACUUGAAAAACAGUAUCAUGAAGACAAGACGCUCAUAAAAGAUACAAUUAAGUCAGGCAAGAUCAUUGUAGUGACUACAUCAAUAUUUGAGGACUUUAAGGUUGCUGUCUUGGAAGAAGCUGCAUGCCAAACAAUAUCUGAAAUCAAUUUGAAGCUUAUAUUUGAAGAGUUGUUAGAGAGAGCUAAGGAGAAGGAGGAGAAAGAAGCCAAGAAGCGCCAACGCCUUGCUGAUGACUUUACUAACAUGUUAUAUACAAUCAAGGAUAUUACUACUUCUUCAAAAUGGGAGGACUGCAAGCCCCUUUUUGAGGAGACUCAGGAGUACAGGUCAAUUGGAGACGAAAGCUAUAGUAGAGAAAUUUUUGAGGAAUACAUCACAUACUUAAAGGAAAAAGCUAAAGAGAAGGAACGCAAGCGAGAAGAGGAGAAGGCCAAAAAGGAGAAAGAAAGAGAAGAGAAAGAGAAACGGAAGGAGAAGGAGAAAAAAGAAAAGGAUAGAGAACGUGAAAAGGAAAAGUCUAAGGAUCGCCAUAGGAAGGAUGAAACGGAUAGUGAUAAUCAGGACAUAACUGAUAGCCAUGGUUACAAAGAGGAGAAGAAAAAAGAAAAGGACAAGGAGAGGAAACAUCGGAAAAGACAUCAGAGCAGUAUGGAGGAUGUGGAUUCCGAAAAGGAAGAGAAGGAAGAAUCUAAAAAAUCACGAAGGCAUGGCAGUGAACGCAAGAAGUCUAGGAAGCAUGCGAACUCUCCUGAAUCAGACAAUGAAAGUCGGCAUAGAAGACACAAGAGGGAGCACUGGGAUGGUUCCAGGAAAAUUGGGGGGCUUGAGGAGCUUGAAGAUGGGGAGCUUGGGGAUGAUGCAGAGAACUAGUUCUUCUUUCCCUAACCUUUUUUGUAGUGAUGACAUAACAAACAAAACUUCACCUGCAUCUUUUGGACAAUAUUCUCUUUCUUUGUGAAUUCAGGAUCCUUGAAUGUAAAGAAAUCUUUGGGUUCUCGUUAUAGUUUUGACAAUUUUUAUGGCCCUUAAUUUGUACCAAGAAUACUGCAUCUACAAAUUUAAAUUAUUUAUAUCAUAAAUAUUCAUGAUGGCGAAAGGAUCGUCUAUUGAUGUGAAA
Messenger RNA from Cajanus cajan (pigeon pea), 3405 nucleotides. It is a transcript of the gene PRP40A, whose product is annotated as pre-mRNA-processing protein 40A. NCBI's taxonomy places the organism in Eukaryota, Viridiplantae, Streptophyta, Magnoliopsida, Fabales, Fabaceae. Gene Ontology annotation, molecular function: RNA binding; protein binding. Gene Ontology annotation, biological process: mRNA cis splicing, via spliceosome. The record is from RefSeq and is a predicted model, not a curated record. Gene Ontology annotation, cellular component: U1 snRNP; U2-type prespliceosome.